ACAUACAAGUUUGUCUAUGGUUUCACCGAAAAACAAAAGCGAUCGCGAUUUUGUUUGGAAUUUUUCACGAUGGCAGAUCCCCGAAUUCGUCAAAUUAAAAUUAAAACCGGCGUUGUAAAACGCAUAGCAAAGGAGACCACGGUUUACGAGAAAGAAGCUGAGCUACAGAAAAUACGAGUGCAGAAAACAAAAGACGAGGGGCGCGACGAGCACGACGUCCGCAAACAGGAGGAGGUUCUUCAGGAGGCGCUGAUGAUGGUCCCUGACUGCCAAAGGAGAUUGGUAAAAGCAUUUUUAGAUCUCAAGAAUAUUCUCGAAACCGAACAAGAUUUAAAAGAAAACGAAGACUAUAUCACAGCACAACAAGUAUUAAAAGACGCUGAAAGUCAACUUCCUGAGUCUGCUUUAUAAACAUUAGUUUACUAGUUUUAUAAUAUUUUUUUACUUUGCUAAAAUCAUGUCAUAUAAUAAUAAUUAUAAUCCAAGCUUUUAUAAUAAUUUAACAUUCCAAGGCAACAUUCGGCCUCCACCUAAUUUCUCAGUGCCUCCUCCACCACAUUAUGGCUUUCCACCUCAACGGAGCCACCAACUAUCAGACCAGGAUUUUAUAAAAACAUUUGAAUCUAAAAUUACCCCAAGCAACUCAAGAAUAAAACAAAAGCCUGUAGCUAUAUCAUCAGUUCGGGAACAUCUUCGUAACAUAGUGUUGCUUUUAAAACAACUCCAAGACAAAGAAAGCCUCUUGAAAGAGAAUAUAAGCACAAUGUCUGAAGAAGAAUGGGGUACUGCUGUAGAUGAAAUCAAACAGAGUAAAGUACUCCUUGACGGUCUGAUGCUACAAAUCAAUGACACAUAUCUUGAUGUUAUCAAGAGUGCUCUCAGCAAAAGAUCUGCCAAGAGAUUGAGAUUGAAGAGAAUAAACGAGGCCAGAAAGAGACAAAAGAUGGAGAUGAAGAAACAAUGGGAAGAGAGGUCCAGGAAAAUAGAUGAAGACUUACAAAAGAUUCAGAAUGAUAUUGAUAAAGCUAAGCAG
This is a messenger RNA of Plutella xylostella (diamondback moth), 1033 nucleotides long. It is a transcript of the gene Tbca, whose product is annotated as Tubulin binding cofactor A. The record is from RefSeq and is a predicted model, not a curated record. NCBI's taxonomy places the organism in Eukaryota, Metazoa, Arthropoda, Insecta, Lepidoptera, Plutellidae. Gene Ontology annotation, cellular component: cytosol; microtubule cytoskeleton. Gene Ontology annotation, biological process: tubulin complex assembly; post-chaperonin tubulin folding pathway. Gene Ontology annotation, molecular function: beta-tubulin binding.